UGAUCGAAAUAAAGUCAACAAAUAUGAAAAGGAGGUUGGGUUUACUUGUACCUAAACGGUACCCUAAAGGAGAGUUUCAAUUCUUGCUAGAUUUGUUUUAAAAAAGGUUGAAAAGCUUGGAAAGCGACUGCCAAUAAGAGGCAAAAAGAAAAAAAAAAAAAAAACAAAGCAAAAGAAAUACACGCUGCUGCUGCUGCUGCUUCUUCUUCUUCUUCUUCUUCUUCAAAGCUUUCCCGCUCGCUCAGAGACAUUAAUACAAGCACUUUGACCGCAACAAAGACUUUAAUAGAAAUAUUAUUCAGAGAGAAGGAAAAUGAAGUACGUUUUGGUUACUGGAGGAGUCGUAAGUGGACUCGGCAAAGGCGUCACCGCCAGCAGCAUAGGCGUCGUCCUUAAAGCCUGUGGCCUUCGUGUUACUUCCAUCAAAAUUGAUCCUUAUCUGAACACGGAUGCCGGUACCAUGUCUCCUUUUGAACAUGGAGAGGUUUUUGUUCUUGAUGACGGCGGAGAGGUUGAUUUGGAUUUGGGUAAUUAUGAGCGCUUCCUUGAUGCUACUCUUACUAAAGAGAACAACAUUACUACUGGAAAGAUAUAUCAGUCCGUCCUUGACAAGGAACGAAGAGGUGAUUAUCUUGGAAAAACUGUUCAGGUUGUCCCACACAUCACAGAUGCUAUUAAGGACUGGAUUGAGUCCGUUGCUCUCAUUCCUGUGGAUGGAAAACAGGGCCAUGCAGAUGUUUGUGUGAUAGAGUUGGGAGGCACUGUUGGUGACAUUGAAUCAAUGCCAUUCAUUGAAGCUUUGCGACAGUUGUCCUUUUCAGUUGGGAAAGAUAACUUCUGCCUCAUUCAUGUGAGCCUAAUACCUGUGCUGGGUGUUGUUGGAGAGCAAAAAACUAAGCCUACACAGCAUAGUGUUCGGGAACUUAGAGCAUUAGGCUUGACUCCUCAUCUGCUUGCAUGUCGCUCUGCUCAGCCCUUAUUGGAUAAUACAAAAGAGAAACUUACACAAUUUUGUCACGUUCCGGCUGCCAACAUUCUAAGUAUUCAUGAUGUUCCCAAUAUUUGGCAUAUUCCUCUCUUACUUAGAAAUCAAAAUGCUCAUCAUUCAAUUCUGAAACAGCUAGAUUUACUCAGCAUUGCCACAAUUCCAGAUUUAGAAGCUUGGAACAGGAGGGCAGAAACUUUUGAUAAUCUCACUGAUUCUGUGAGGAUUGCAAUGGUGGGGAAAUAUGUUGGCCUGGCAGACUCGUAUCUAUCUGUUGUUAAGGCCCUUUUACAUGCCUGCAUUGCAUGCUCUUUGAAGCCAUCGAUUGACUGGAUUGCAGCUUCAGACCUUGAAGAUGAUAGUGCCCAAUUGACACCAGAAGCUCAUGCUGCUGCAUGGAAGACUUUAAGAAAUGCUGAAUGUGUCAUAGUGCCUGGUGGAUUUGGAGAUCGUGGUAUAAGUGGAAUGAUAUUGGCUGCAAAAUAUGCUAGAGAGAAUAAUGUUCCUUAUCUUGGCAUUUGCUUGGGCAUGCAGAUCUCCGUCAUUGAGUAUGCCAGAUCUGUUCUUGGUCUUGAAAGGGCAAAUAGUACGGAGUUUGAUGAGCAGACACCUGAUCCUGUUGUGAUUUUUAUGCCUGAAGGCUCAAGAACGCAUAUGGGAAGCACAAUGAGACUAGGAUCUCGAAGAACACUAUUCCAGACCCCUGAUUGUCUUACUUCUAAAUUGUACUGCAAUCCACAGUAUGUAGAUGAACGGCAUCGGCAUAGAUACGAGGUAAACCCGGAUGUCAUUGGGGUUCUUGAACAAGCUGGGCUGAAAUUUGUUGGGAAGGAUGAAACUGGGAAAAGGAUGGAGGUUCUGGAGCUUCCAGGUCAUCCAUUUUAUGUAGGAGUGCAGUUUCAUCCAGAAUUUAAAUCGCGGCCAGGGAAGCCCUCGGCUCCAUUUUUAGGUCUUAUAUUAUCUGCAAGAGGACAAUUGGAAGCAUAUCUUGGCAGGCAUCAAAAUGGAAGUUGAUUUUACAAGUUAUACUGAUUACAUCGCAUCUGAUUUACAAGGAGAAAAUUGAUAUUAUUUGAGGUCUUAUGCUAUAGAUAUACGCAAGGAGGUUCUUCAAGUGGAUCCUUAUUGCAAUGCACAUAUUAUGGUCAUUCAGUUCUUACCCGACUCAUUCUUUCCCAUCUGCCUUGAUCUAAAAGGAUAAUCGAGUUCUUGGUGCAUUUGACCUGAUAUUCACAGGGCAAAUCUUCAGAAUUGGUUCCAGACAAUUGUAGCAAUGUGUGAAAGUUACAACAUUCUUGACUGAUUUGAGGGAUUUCCGUUUAAUAGUGCAAGUUUUUUUUUUUUUUUUGUUUUGAAUUUCAGAACUUAUUUUCUACAUGUUGAUAGGCAUGUAGCUCUUUCAGCAACAGGUUAAAAAUAAAAUCCCUUUUUUCAUGGAUAUGUAGGGUGAGGAAAGACAGUUGUAAUCUCUUCCGAAUUGUCAUGUCGUUUCAUGUAAUUCUUCUAUCAAUGAUAACAAGUAUUUUUUUACCUCAACA
Molecule: messenger RNA, 2523 nt
Organism: Theobroma cacao (cacao)
Lineage: Eukaryota; Viridiplantae; Streptophyta; Magnoliopsida; Malvales; Malvaceae
Product: CTP synthase family protein
Biological process (GO): pyrimidine nucleobase biosynthetic process; CTP biosynthetic process
Molecular function (GO): identical protein binding; CTP synthase activity
Source: RefSeq, a predicted model, not a curated record